GGAAGCGGAAGAGGAGGAGGUGGAGGCGAUCAGUUGCGAGGCGGCAGACGAGGCGGCGGACAGCGACGAAGGGUUGGGCGAGGAUCCGGCCAGUGAGUUGGCUCCUGAAGCCGGCCUGCUCGUGUCGCCAACCAGCGAGUGCCACGAGACGGCAGCGCUGACCGCCAGCCUCCAACUCAGCGCCAGCAUGAGCACCAGCGGACUGGCCAGCUCCCUGUCGCCGGGCACAUGUUCCGCCGAGGCUGACGCGGUUGCCAUGACGUCGAUUGUGGCUGUCGAAGGUGAGCUGGGUCCGGCAGACGAUCUGUUGUCGGAGGAGAAUGAGUUGAGUGAAGCCGAUGCCUUGGCCGUGACGCAGGCGCCAUUUUCUGUCUCUCUCACCAACCAAGAGAUGCUAGACAGUCUGCCCGACAUGGACCAAUCGAAAGAGGUCGCCCAUCUUCACGGCGACGCCGACGCUGUUGCCAACCGUCACGGCCGCGAGCGCGACCUUGCCAGCUACGGCUACGGCGCGGCUGACACGGACGGCCACGUCGACGUCGACGUGGACGCCGACGUCGACGAGGAGAGUCAACAGUUGGCCGAGUUGCCGUCGCUGUCGGAGGUGCAACGCGAAGUGAACGACGAGGUGGUGGCGGCCGAACGGCGACGCGUCGUUUCCGAAGAGGACGAGACCGACCUGCAGGCGACCGAGGGCGAGAUCGACGAGCUGGACGAGGCCGACGUCGAGCUGGGUGGCGAAAUGAGUGCCGUUGAAAAGGCCACUUUCGACGAGUUGUACGCCGAGUUGGUGAGCCGCUAUCUGCCGCGCGACUACCAUCGUCUCUCGGCUUCGCAUCGAGCCGGGACUCUGCCUCGCAACCGAACGUCCGGCUAUGACGCUCUGUCGCCGGACGCUGUCAAGGCGCGCGCCGCGACUUUGGAGCCGAAUCUGCGUCCACGACGCGCCAAGCGAGCUCGUCUUCUGCCGCAGUUGAGCGUGAAUGAUGAUCACCUCUUCCCGGAGUCGGUGACCCCGUCGAAGGUUGACCCGAACCUGAUUGUGGUACCGGCGCCGCCGGAGCUCGAGUCCGGCUUGACGGGGGCUGUGUCG
Molecule: messenger RNA, 1093 nt
Organism: Protopolystoma xenopodis
Lineage: Eukaryota; Metazoa; Platyhelminthes; Monogenea; Polystomatidea; Polystomatidae
Source: the annotation of a GenBank genome assembly